AUGGCAGGACAAGACUGGUUUCUAGCCUUUAUGAGAAGACACCCUGUACUGGCCGUUCGUAAGGCUCAAGGUAUGUCUACUGCCAGGGCCAAGGGCAUGACAAAACAAGAAUGUACACAAUAUUUUGAAUUACUGGGAAACGUUCUUAGAGAAAAUCAUUUAUUGAAUACCCCACAAAAGAUUUUUAAUCUCGAUGAAACAGGAUUGCAAUUGAAUAACAAUCCAGGCAAAGUUGUGGUAACAAAAGGCGCUAAAAUGGUAAAUUGUAUCACAAGCGCUGAAAAGGGAGAAACUAUUUCCGUUAUAACCUGUGUAAACGCGGAAAGGACUUUUUUCCCACCCUGCUGCAUAUUUAAGGGCAAAAAUACAAAACGGGCAUUCGAAGCAACGGCAAGGUUAUUAUGGGCGAAAAGUCAGCUUAUGUCACAUCUGAAAUUUUCUUCCAAUGGUUUAAAGACUUUUUUAUUCCGCGGAAAGGUUCUAUUAAUUAUGGAUGGACAUUCCUCGCACUGUUCCAAUGUCGAACUCUUAGAUUAUGCUCUAGCGAAUGAUGUGAUCCUGUUUUUUUUUCCCAGCCACACCACUCAUUGGCUCCAACCGCUUGAUCGCUCAUUCUUUAAGUCCUUGAACGCUUAUUGGGCUCAAACUUGUCAAAACUGGGUACAUAGCAAUCCUGGUCGAAAACUAAGCCGAUUGCAAUUUGCCCAACUAUUAAAUAUUGUACUAGUAGCCACUAGGAAUUAUAUAUAUUAA
Messenger RNA from Anthonomus grandis grandis, 753 nucleotides. RefSeq lists its product as uncharacterized. The record is from RefSeq and is a predicted model, not a curated record. Lineage: Eukaryota; Metazoa; Arthropoda; Insecta; Coleoptera; Curculionidae. Gene Ontology annotation, molecular function: DNA binding. The transcript has a single exon. Gene Ontology annotation, cellular component: nucleus. Bases 1 to 753 code for a protein of 250 amino acids.